Ilyonectria robusta is the source of this 4739-nucleotide messenger RNA. Its product is annotated as transcription elongation factor SPT6. The coding region runs from base 268 to 4500 and encodes 1410 amino acids. Gene Ontology annotation, molecular function: nucleosome binding; DNA binding; histone binding. Gene Ontology annotation, cellular component: transcription elongation factor complex. Lineage: Eukaryota; Fungi; Ascomycota; Sordariomycetes; Hypocreales; Nectriaceae. The transcript has 4 exons. The record is from RefSeq and is a predicted model, not a curated record. Gene Ontology annotation, biological process: nucleosome organization; positive regulation of transcription elongation by RNA polymerase II; mRNA transcription by RNA polymerase II.
CGCCACCCCGGUCAGGCGCGACGAGGCUGAACGUGUGUCUUGAGCUGCGCUCCUCCAAAAAUUCCGUGAGAGCAGGAGGCUCCUGAAAAGUCCUUCUUCCACGCCCCUUCAAUUAUUUUGCCUUAUUCUUUCUUCCAGUAGCUUGAACUUGCUGGAAGAAGCUCUCUUUGGCGACCUUGUCGCUAAUCCAGUCCCUGGACAACCGACGACCCGAGCCGACAAGACCUGGUGUUGUUUGCUGCGCGGCAGCAUCCACAGAUCGUCAAGAUGAGCACCAGCAUGCGCGAUUUGAUCUCUGGAGAAGCCGAGUUGGACGAUGACGAGGAUGAAGAGUCCUUUGAUGAAGAGACCGGUGAUAGUCGCCGCAGAGGCAGAGCUAGCCGAGUCGAAGAUUCGAGUGAAGAGGAGGAGGAUGAUGACGACGAAGAGGAAGCGCGAAAGAUUCGCGAAGGUUUCAUUGUCGAUGAGGACGAGGACGAGGAAGAAGACGGUGGCGACUCCGAUGGCGAUGUGCGCCCCGUAGUCAAGAGGAAGCGCGAGCAUCGCGACCGCGAACAAGAAGAAGCCCUCGAUGAAGACGACUUGGAACUCAUCGGAGAGCAAUUUGGCGAGCGGCCAAAGCCUCCAACUCAGUCCAAGUUCAAACGUCUGAAGCGCGGCCAUCGCGACGAGGAUGAUCGCGGGAACGAACGACGCGGCCUCGAAGAAAUAUUCUCGGAUGACGAUGAGGAAGUGGCCGAUCAACGACCAUACGGACGACGACCACAGGCCGACGAGUUUGAAGACUUCAUCGAGGAAGAUUUCCCCGAAGACGAGGAGGACCGAAUCCGCCAAAUGGAGGACGCCGAAGUCGCCCGACCGAGAGACCGCGGUGUUGGAAGUAUUGUCGAUACAACUGGGCUUGAUAAGGAUGCCCUCGAUGACAUGGAAGCCAUCUUCGGUAACGGCGAAGACUACGACUGGGCCCUGCAGAUGGAGGAAGAGGAAGAGGACCGCGAGCGAGAGGAACAGGCCAUUGAGCUCAAGGACGUGUUCGAGCCAUCGCAGCUGAAGGAGAAGCUCCUGACCGACGAAGAUAACGAGAUCCGCUUCACCGACGAACCCGAACGAUUCCAACUCGAUCGCAAGGCGUUCAAGAAUCUGCAGCUUUCGCCCGAUCAGUUCAAAGAAGAGGCUCGAUGGAUCACCAACCAACUGUGGCCGAAGAAGGGCCUGGCGCCUGAUUUGCAGACGCCCUUUGGCAAGGCUGUUGGCAAGGUCCUCGAGUUCUUCAUCGUUGAUGAAGUGGAGGUUCCCUACGUGUUCCAGCACCGUAAGGACUACCUCCUUCAUACUCGCAAGACCAGAAACACAAACCGCGACGACCCCGAUGCCCCGGAAUACGUCAUCAGUGCCGAAAAACUCCUGAACCAGGAUGAUCUGUGGAGAAUUUUGGAACUUGAUAUCAAAUUUCGAUCUUUCGUGGAUAAGAGGAACUCCCUUGAGAAGACGUAUGAUAACCUCAAGUCGCUCGGGAUCCAGGAUUCCAUCAUCGAAGAAAUGAUCCCUGAGGCAGCCACUAUGGAAGAGCUGCAGGAUUUGCAGGAUUACCUGCAAUUCCAGUACGGACCCCAGCUGAAGGACUUGGCUGCUAUUUCGGGCAACGUAUCGCAGACGAAGCGUCCUGGGUCCAAGUCGACCUUGCUUGAGCGAGUUCGCCAGGGCAAAGCUUACACCUUUGUUCGAGCCUACGGUGUCACUGCCGACCAGCUCGCCAAGAAUGCCUUGCGUCAAGGCAAGAAGGUUUCACCGGAUGAUGAUGCCCAGUAUCCUAUGGAUCUUGCUGACACCCUUCUUGACGGCAACUUCACCACAGGCGACCAGGUCAUCAGUGCAGCGCGCCAGAUGUACUCAGAAGAGCUUUUUGCCAGUCCGCGUAUGCGCAAGCACUUCAGAAACUCGUACUAUCAGGCAGCGGAGAUCAGCUGUCGUCGAACCGAUAAGGGACUGCGCAGGAUCGACGACACCCAUCCGUACUACGAGAUCAAAUAUUUACAGAACCAGGCAAUCGCCGACUUGGUGCACCAACCUGAGCUGUUCCUAAAGAUGAUGAAGGCAGAGGAGGAAGGCCUGGUUGAGAUCAAGCUCGACAUGCCACUUCGAUACGACUUCCGACGACAACUCUACCAAGAGUUUGAGUCUGAAAACUUCAGUGAUCGAGCCGAACAGUGGCGAGAGGAGCGCAAGAAGGUUCUGGAUGUGGCCUACCCCAAGCUGGAGAAAAUUAUCGCCAAGAACGUCAAGGAGGUCAUCCGCACCUUCUGCCAGGAUGAGGUGCUGAAGACGUGCCGUGAGGAGUAUGCCAAGCGAUUGGACCAGGCUCCAUACAAGCCCAAGGGUAUGAUCCUGGGUACGACCCCUCGAGUGCUGGUACUUUCCAAUGGUAUGGGCGACCCUGCCCGUGAACCCAUCUGCUGGGCCUGGGUGGAGGAGGACGGUCGCGUGCUGGAGCAAGGAAGAUUUGGAAAUCUCGCCCGGGAUGAGCGACAGCGAGAGGACUUUGUGGACCUUGUCCAGCGCCGUCGACCAGACGUGAUUGGUGUCAGUGGUUGGUCUGCCGACACGAACAGGCUGGUCCGGGACCUGGAGACCAUCGUCAGCGAGAAGGGCCUCAUGGGACCGGAGUUUGAUGACCCCGAGACCAAUGACUACCGGACAGAGCCGCUGGAAGUGGUGGUGGUUAAUGACGAAGUGGCUCGCCUGUACAAGGACAGCCCCCGCGCUCAUGCCGAACACCCAUCUCUCAACCCUGUUACGAGGUACUGUGUUGCCCUGGCUCGAUACAUGCAGAACCCUAUGAAAGAGUACGCUGCGCUUGGCAAAGAUGUGGCGUCCCUUUCCUACCACCCCUGCCAGAACCUCCUUCCCGCGGACAAGCUCGCCAAGUACCUCGAUUCUGCCAUGGUUGACAUGGUUAACCUCUGUGGUGUCGACAUCAACGAAGCCAUGACGGAUACGUACACUGCCAACCUCCUCCCGUUCGUGUCUGGUCUCGGUCCACGAAAAGCUACAAGCGUCAUCAAGGCAAUCAAUGCCAAUGGUGGUGCCGUCAACACUCGAGAUGAACUGGUUGGUGACCCUGACAGUGGCAAGCUUCCUGUUGUAGGCCCGAGGGUUUGGAACAACUGCGCCAGUUUCCUGUUCAUCGAAUACGAGCCGACCAACCCAUCCUCGGAUCCUCUGGACAACACUCGUGUUCACCCCGAGGACUAUGAGCUUGGUCGCAAGAUGGCAGCCGACGCUCUGGAGCUGGACGAAGAGGAUGUCAAGGCUGAGACGGACGAAAACGGUCCUGGCGCCAUCGUCCGAAAACUUUUCAAGCAGGAUGAACAGGACAAGGUCAACGAACUUGUCCUGGAGGAGUAUGCUGAGCAGCUGUUGAGGAACUACAGCCAGCGCAAGCGAGCUACUCUAGAGACGAUUCGCGCUGAACUGCAGGCCCCCUACGAGGAGCUACGGAGGAACUUUGGCAUGCUGUCUGCUUCUGAGAUCUUCACAAUUUUCUCAGGUGAAACCAAGGACACGCUGUGCGACGGCAUGAUUGUACCCGUCAACGUGCGUAUGGUCAAGGACGACUUUGCGAUUGUGAAACUCGACUGUGGCAUAGAAGGCCGAGUCGACGCCCACGAGAUCAACCAACGCGGGUCCAUCAAGGAGGUGCUAAGUGUGGGACAGACGGCACAGGCCAAGAUCUUGGACAUCAAUUACAAGGACUUCAUGGCUAAGAUGUCGAUGCGAGAAGAUUCCCUUCGGGUCCCAUACAAGCGACCGAUCAACUACGGCCGCGAUGGAUGGGAUUAUGCUCUGGAGACGGCAGAUAAGGAGGAGUUACAGGAGAAGGACAAGACUACAGGACGUACGCAACGUGUUGUCAAACAUCCCAACUUCAAACCCUUCAACUCGAUCCAGGCCGAGGAGUUCUUGGGAUCACAGGCUCCGGGUGAGGUCAUUAUCCGACCGUCCUCCAAGGGUAAUGAUCACCUCGCCAUCACAUGGAAGGUGGCGGACGGCGUGUACCAGCACAUUGAUGUGCUGGAAAUGCAAAAGGAUACCGAGUUCUCGGUGGGCAAGUUGCUGCGUGUGGGCGGCAAGUACACAUACACCGAUCUGGACGAGUUGAUUGUGGAGCACGUCAAGGCUAUGGCUCGCAAGGUGGAUGAACUGAUCCGACACGACAAGUACCAGAAGCGGUCCCGAGGCGAGACAGAGAAAUGGUUGACGACAUACAUUGACGCCAACCCCAACCGAUCGGCAUAUGCAUUCUGUAUCGACCCCAAGCACCCGGGCUACUUCUGGCUCUGCUUCAAGGCGAGUCGCUCUGCUAGAGUCAUUGCGAUCCCUGUGCGAGCCAUUCCGCAGGGCUUUGAGCUCAAGGGCUAUCAGUACCCUGACAUGCGAGCCCUGUGCAAUGGCUUCAAGCUGCGAUACCAGAAUGAGUUUUCCAAGAUGGGCAAGCGAUGAGAGGCUUUAGGACUUGGGCAUUUGGCACCGGAUGUGGCAAAAAGAUUCGGGAUAUGCAUAGUUGAUGUGUUUGAGUAAGAAUUCUUGGGAUGGGGGAGAGGAUGCGUGUACAUAAUUCCGGCGCAGGAUUGAAUCAUUCUACCAAGGGGAAGGGCGCUGUUGCCAUGCGGGGAUAGAAGCAAGUUGAGAGGAGAAAACCAAAAUGGCCAAAGAUUAUUGAAAUGAAAUUAUUCUGCAGC